AUGUCCCAGCUACGCUUCGAUGGCCAGGUUGCCGUGGUCACUGGAGCAGGAGGUGGCCUGGGAAAAUCAUAUGCCACGUACCUUGCAUCCCGUGGAGCGAAGAUUGUUGUCAAUGAUCUUGGAGGCUCUGGUCGUGGAGAGGGCAGCGGGAAUAGUCUUGCUGAUCAGGUUGUUGCUCAAAUUGUCUCGUCAGGGGGCCAUGCAGUUGCAGAUUACAACAACGUCGUCGAAGGCGAUAAGAUCAUUCAGACUGCUCUCCAAUCAUAUGGACGCAUCGACAUACUCAUAAACAAUGCAGGCAUAAUUGGCGGCAGCAGCUUCAAGAACAUGACUGACCGUGACUGGGACUUGAUGAUGGCGGUCCAUGUCACCGGCGCUUACAAGUGUACACGAGCUGCCUGGCCGCAUUUCAGGAAACAAAGAUAUGGCAGGAUUGUCAAUACUUCGUCAGGCGCAGGACUUUUCGGCACUACUGCAUCAAGUAGCUAUUCUGCUGCAAAAAUGGCUCUUGUCGCUUUCACCAGAACCCUAGCGCUCGAGGGAAAGAAAUACAAUAUCCACGCAAAUGUCAUUGCCCCUAUUGGUGAGAGCAGAUUGACAGCCGGAGUGUGGAACGACGAAACUCUUCAAUUGCUUGACCCGUCUUCUGUUAUGCCACUGGUUGUUGUCUUGGCUGGCAAGAACUGCAGCGAAAGCGGAUCCAUCUUCGAAGUGGGCGGUGGCCAUAUGUCCAAAAUCAAAUGGGAGCGCUCGAAAGGUGCUGUAUUUGCCGGUGACAGCAACUUCACAGCGCGUUCACUGCUACAAAGAUGGAAUGAAGUUGUUGAUUUUCAGAAUCCUGAGUACCCCGAUGAUGGAUUUUCCCUAGUGGACCUCAUGGAUAGACUGAAACUUGCCUCUCCGAAUCCUCAGACCCCGGAAAUUGAUUUCACUGGUAGGGUCGCGUUGGUCACAGGGGGUGGCGCAGGUCUCGGUCGAAGCUAUUGUCUAGCAUUCGCAAGAGCUGGAGCGUGUGUAGCAGUCAAUGAUCUCUCGAACGCUGAAAAUGUCGUGAAAGAGAUCAUAGCAAACGGCGGCAAAGCUAUUGCCAUACCAAUUUCAGUCGAGGACGGUGAGACCAUUGUAGAAAGGACAGUCAAGGCUUUCGGGCGCGUUGACAUCAUCAUCAACAAUGCGGGAAUAUUGAGAGACAAGGCAUUUCUCAACAUGGAUGAUAAAUCGUGGCACGACAUUAUGGCUAUCCACUUGCGGGCCACAUACAAGAUCACGCGUGCAGCGUGGCCUCUAUUUCAGAAGCAGAAGUAUGGCAGGGUCGUGAAUACUACCUCAUCGACUGGGAUAUAUGGAAGGUUUGGACAGGCGAAUUAUGCUGCGGCAAAAGCUGGAGUCAUCGGUUUGGCUUUCGCAUUAGCACAGGAAGGGGAAAGGUACAAUAUCCAUGUUAACACUAUUGCACCGGCCGCAUACACCAACCUGAGCAAAUCAGUCAUGCCGCCUGAAUUUUCGAAGCUCCUCUACCCCGAGUACGUGGUUCCACUAGUUCUCCUACUUUGUAGCGACAAGCUACCUAACCCUACCGGCAAUGUGUACGAGGUUGGGGGUGGCCAGGUAUCACAGACGCGGUGGAUCAGAAGCGGCGGCUGCGGAUUCCCGCCAGGUGAAACGUUUACUCCUGAACAGGUCCUGCAGAAAUGGGGCCUUGUGACAGCAUUUGACCACCGAGCCGACCAUCCUUCAACACCUGAAGACGGGUUCAAGAAAAUAAAGGCAAACAUAGCGAGUAAUACAUCCUCAUCGAGUGUCAAAAGUCCAAGCCAGAACUACGUUGACGCUAUCAACGCUGCGCUAGCUGGCCCUUCCAAAAAGUCGCAAUUCAGCUAUACGGCCAGAGACAUAGUGCUCUACAAUAUUGGCAUCGGGGCGAAGCACACUCAACUGCCGUUUGUCUAUGAAAACGAUCCCACGUUUCAAGCGCUUCCGACUUUUGGAUCAAUCAUCUCUUACUUUACGGACUCGAUUGAUCUUUUCAAGUCUCUGGUGCCGAACUUCGACCCAGCUAAGAUGCUGCAUGGUGAACAAUAUCUCGAGAUCCUGCAGAUUCCCACCCCAACGGCCGCUACGCUUGUAUCGGAGACUCGGGUGCUGGAGGUGGUUGAUAAAGGACACGCUGCGCUUGUAAAGACAGGAACUACGAGCGUCGAUCAAGCAACCAACCGUAAAGUCUUCUACAACGAAGGUACCACUUUCCUUCGCGGUAGUGGAGGCUUUGGAGGAAGCAGGAACGGCACUGACAGAGGAGCCUCGACGGCUUCCAACAACGUGCCUCCGAGAAACCCAGAUCAUGUUACAGAGGAGACGGUGAGAGUAGAUCAGGCCGUCAUCUACCGUCUAAGCGGUGAUUACAAUCCCCUACAUGUCGAUCCAGACUUUGCCGCAAAAGGUGGAUUCCCGGUGCCGAUCCUCCAUGGGCUUUGUACGUUUGGAAUGGCAGGCAGGGCUGUAUUUGAACGGUUUGGUCAGUUCAAGUCCAUUAAAGUGCGAUUUACGGGCACAGUCUUGCCGGGUCAAACGCUUAGAACAGAGAUGUGGAAAGAGAACAGCAAGGUCAUUUUUCAGACUAGUAUCAAAGAAACUGGAAAACUAGCGCUUGCUGCUGCGGCAGUGGAACUCGUGGAUACAAACGUGACAUCUAAGCUGUAA
Exophiala aquamarina CBS 119918 is the source of this 2700-nucleotide messenger RNA. RefSeq names its product peroxisomal hydratase-dehydrogenase-epimerase. The transcript is spliced from 10 exons. Lineage: Eukaryota; Fungi; Ascomycota; Eurotiomycetes; Chaetothyriales; Herpotrichiellaceae. Gene Ontology annotation, molecular function: oxidoreductase activity. The coding region runs from base 1 to 2700 and encodes 899 amino acids. The record is from RefSeq and is a predicted model, not a curated record.